AUUCCACACACGAUCAGUUCAGUUUCGUACGUCGAGUUGUCACCAAGUGCUUUGCCCACAACUGUGCCGUGCUCUGUUCCAACAAUUUUUAUAUUAAAGUAUUACCGGAAUUUAUUCUUUGUGCGCAGGAUAUACCAACAACAAUAUCCAUAUACAUAUAUUUUUGAAAAUAUACCAAACGGGUGUGUGAUUCGAAAAUCAAAUCAAUUAAAAUUACAAACGAAAAUCACGCAAGGAACGCGUAGGAUAUUCACAGAAGCACACAAGGCCAAAACAGCCAACACUUUCGAACUCCUGUAAAAGCUCAACAAAUCCACUUUUUUUUGCAAAAUGAGGGAAAUCGUGCACUUGCAAGCCGGUCAAUGUGGCAACCAAAUCGGUGCUAAGUUUUGGGAGAUCAUCUCGGAAGAGCAUGGAAUUGACAGCAAUGGAAUUUACAAUGGCGAUAGCGAUUUACAAUUGGAGCGAGUCAGUGUUUACUACAAUGAAGCUUCGGCCGUGACGCGUUCCUCUGGCGGCAAAUAUGUGCCGCGUGCCAUUCUACUCGAUCUCGAGCCAGGUACCAUGGAAUCGGUGCGUUCCGGCCCCUAUGGACAACUUUUCCGUCCAGACAACUUCGUAUUCGGCCAGUCGGGUGCUGGUAAUAACUGGGCUAAAGGGCAUUACACCGAAGGUGCAGAAUUGGUGGAUAAUGUUUUGGAUGUGGUGCGCAAGGAAUGCGAGAACUGUGACUGCUUGCAGGGCUUUCAAUUGACGCACUCAUUGGGCGGUGGUACUGGCUCUGGUAUGGGCACCUUACUCAUCUCAAAAAUACGCGAAGAGUAUCCCGAUCGCAUAAUGAAUACCUACUCGGUGGUGCCUUCACCCAAGGUCUCUGACACUGUCGUCGAGCCAUAUAAUGCCACGCUCUCCAUACAUCAAUUGGUGGAGAACACUGAUGAGACCUAUUGCAUUGACAACGAGGCACUGUACGACAUUUGUUUCCGCACACUGAAGGUAUCCAACCCCAGCUAUGGCGAUCUCAAUCAUCUCGUAUCGCUUACUAUGUCCGGUGUGACCACUUGUUUGCGCUUCCCCGGUCAAUUGAACGCCGAUUUGCGUAAGCUAGCUGUGAACAUGGUACCCUUCCCACGUCUGCACUUCUUUAUGCCCGGCUUUGCGCCGCUCACUUCGCGGGGUUCGCAACAAUACCGUGCGCUGACCGUACCCGAAUUGACGCAGCAAAUGUUCGAUGCCAAAAACAUGAUGGCCGCAUGUGAUCCUCGACAUGGUCGUUACUUGACUGUCGCUGCUGUGUUCCGCGGUCGUAUGUCCAUGAAGGAGGUUGACGAACAAAUGUUGGCUGUACAAAAUAAGAACAGCUCCUACUUUGUUGAAUGGAUACCGAAUAAUGUGAAGACGGCCGUGUGUGACAUCCCACCCAAGGGAUUGAAGAUGUCCUCCACCUUUAUUGGUAAUACAACCGCCAUACAAGAGCUCUUCAAGCGUAUUUCCGAACAAUUUUCGGCGAUGUUCAGGCGCAAAGCUUUCUUGCAUUGGUACACGGGCGAGGGUAUGGACGAGAUGGAGUUCACCGAGGCAGAGAGCAAUAUGAACGAUUUGGUGUCCGAGUAUCAACAAUACCAGGAGGCUACCGCUGACGAUGAAUUCGAUCAGGAUGUGAAUCAGGAGGAGGUAGAGGGCGAUUGUAUUUAAUGUAAGCAACAGAGGAAUGGGGAGCGUGCGUAGUGCGGCGGGAAGGAGAGGCAUAACAAAUUUAGCGCUACGAGAACGCUUUUGGCUAUCGGGUAUGCAUUUCGACGACUGGCGAGACAAAUAUGUUAGCUGUGAGAUUCUUUGAGGCACUCUUUUCCGCCGCCUACACGUCCAAAACUGUAAACGUUACAAUUACAAGACAAAGAGAUAAAAUCAAAUUUAAAUUAGUAUUUCGCACGUAA
Molecule: messenger RNA, 1937 nt
Organism: Zeugodacus cucurbitae (melon fly)
Lineage: Eukaryota; Metazoa; Arthropoda; Insecta; Diptera; Tephritidae
Gene: betaTub60D
Product: tubulin beta-3 chain
Exons: 4
Coding region: 331-1695 (454 amino acids)
Biological process (GO): microtubule cytoskeleton organization; mitotic cell cycle
Cellular component (GO): microtubule; cytoplasm
Molecular function (GO): GTPase activity; structural constituent of cytoskeleton; GTP binding
Source: RefSeq, a predicted model, not a curated record